AUGGCGGGGCUGCACUCGGACUCUCAGAGCCAGACUUCCCCGCAAGACGGAGAUUCGCCGCGACCCAGACAGGCAGCUUGUCUCGUGUGCCGUCGCUCAAAGAUCAAAUGCGACUGGAAACCUCACCAGGAGAGAUGCAGGAGGUGCAUACAGCUUGACUCUGAGUGUGUGCGUCCUGCAUACCACCCUGGCCGGCAAAAGGGUAUAAAAAAUAAACGCACGGGGUUGGAUAAGGCGCUUUAUCAGAUUGACCAGGCUGUCAAACGCGCGAGGUCAACCGCGCAAAAGAACCCGGAAGAUGACAGAAUUCUUACGCAUUUGCAAGAUUUGCUGAGCAAUGCCAAUACGCCUGACGCGCCGACCCGUGGUUAUAGCGAGACAAGAGGUUACAGCGUCAGUGGCGACGGUGAUGAAGAUGCGUAUUCUGAGGAAGAAGAAGAGCCGGAUCCUGUAGUGAUGCCUGAAUUCAUCCAAAGAACUCAACAAAGUCUUGCGAUUGACGAUGCAGAAAACCCUCUCCAGCUUCUUGCGAGGGCAUCCUAUAUCCAGCCUUCGCCUGAAUCGCGUCACGGCAAUUCUCCGAUGCAGGCGCAUACAGCAAGUACCACGGGUCAAACAGAGGAUGAGAUCCAGGCAUUUUUCGCGCCGGCACAAGUCCAUUUAGACGUUGGGCCUAAUGUUGAUCCGGUGUCAUUGGGGCUUGUCUCCGAGGAAGAAGCGGAUAAGCUGUUUAACUUUUUUCAUCGCAAUCUCGCGCAUACUCGAUGGGGGCUUGACCCAAGGAUAUACACCGUUGAAUUCACGCGUUCGAGAUCGGCAUAUCUGUACACGUCUAUAAUGGCCGCGUCUGCUCUGUUCAUGCCAUCAGCAGCCGCCCUUUCAAAACGACUGUCGAACCAUACCCGGACCCUUGCGCAUAGAGUUAUGGUCGAACGGUAUAGAUCCGUUGAGAUUGUCCUCGCAUUUAUGGUUAAUAUUCCUUGGAUGUUUCCUGGUCAGCAUUCGACCGAUGACGAGACGUGCUCGUACAUCUCAAUCGCCAACACAGUCGCCACCGAUUUAUCGCUACACAAGAGCCUCGUGUCACCAGAAAUGUUAGGUUCAGGAUCUGGUAUUGGACUCGCCCGGGGCGAUUGUCUCGACCCCCGAGCUGCUCUCGCAAUGGAUGGGUUUCCAGAUGUUGAUCCAUGGUCUGAGCGAGGACGAUUGUUUCUUCGAAAUCGAGAGCGUUGUUGGCUGUCGCUGUUUGUGCUCGAGCGAGGAAUGUCUCUAGCCAGAGGACGACCCUUCUCCGUGCCAAUGACAAGAUCACUAAGGGACUGUGAUAAUUGGCAUCGUAAUGAAUAUGCUGACCCUCUCGAUGGACAUCUUGUGUCUAUGGCAGUCCUCAGAAGGGAUUUGGACGCCUUAUUCGCAACUGUUCGUGCUCUUUGUGAUGGAUCUCAGAUGUCAUCUAGCGAUGGUUCAUUGAUCGCACAAUCAAUCCAAGGUUCGAUCGAGCGCUUCUUUGAUCAAUGGCACACCGAAUGGGGAGUUUCAAUCGGGAAGGGCCCAGACCGCCGUCUUCCACCAUACGUUGAAAUCUUGGUCACACAUACACGACUAUCUAUUUACGGCGGAGUGAUAAAUCACCCUACAGCACCACUCGAAGUGCGUCGAUUCUUCCACACUGCUGGUCUUUCAUCCGCCUUGAAUGUCAUGAGAGCUGCGAUCCAAGGAGAGUCACAACUACAAUCAAUGCCCAACAACACUGCAAUCAUGAUUUCAUUCGCCGCCUGCUUUGCCCUCACGCUCAGUUCCUACGCCACCGGAGAAUCAGCUUUGGCACCCAGUGUCCGAAACCUCAUCGACGAGACGGCUACUGUACUUGAGAGAAUCGGCAAAGUAACCAGACAUCGCAAUGGACUUUCCAUAAAAUACGGAAAGUACCUCAAGCAAAUUGUCAGACGAGCAGCCACAGGAGACGGAAUAUCUGAUCCCAGAAUGCCAACUGUCAACGAGGCACCCAUGACAACUCCUAAUUUUUUGGAGCAGCAAGCAAUGUGGUCAGGGGCGAUGCAGUUUUCAGCCAUGUCGGACGAUCAAAUCGUGCAAGCUCUCAAUCAGCCCGGCAAUGACUUUGAACCUUCAUUCGGCGGAUUAUCUUGGGACGACAUGGGUAAUUUCGAUUGGCUUUAUUGGCCUGAAGUUGGUAUAUAG
Fusarium sp. VM40 is the source of this 2199-nucleotide messenger RNA. Lineage: Eukaryota; Fungi; Ascomycota; Sordariomycetes; Hypocreales; Nectriaceae. The record is from the annotation of a GenBank genome assembly.